AUGUCCGCUGCAGUGUUGCUAAAAAACAGAUCCCCAUGUAUAACUGCCAUUCAGCUCUUAAACACCAUUAUUUUGUAUCACAAGGGAAUAAUUGUGAGUAUUUCCUAUUUAACUGAGUGUAUUGAAUUCCUUUUGUUAUAUUUCAUUCAGUUGUCUUCAUAAUAUUUACAGAUUGACCUUCAUGGCCACAGACAAUUUAUAUUGAAAUACACAAAAGGUUUAGUACACAUACAAGUUGGUUUAUGUUUGAAGAAAAUUUCAUUCUGACGAAAAAAUUUCCGACUUAUUAUUUGUCUUAAUCUUGGUCAUUCAUACCCUUUUUUUACCUGUUUAUCUUACCUUGCUUUUUACUCUAAGUUGAAAAUUAAAAUGAGUAGUAAAAGACAGUCUCCAUGUGAUAAAUAUUUCAUGAGUUCGUAUCCCCUUUUUGAGGAUAAUUUUGAUGAUAUUGUUUGUCAGGCAAUUUAAUUCAGGUCAUUCUAAGAAUUAAAGAGUUUAGAAUAAUAAUAAUGUAUACCAUGUUAGCAUUAUAUAAUUCUUAUUUAUAAAAUUUCAAACUAAAUUUAAAGAAUUUAGAGAUGGAGGACAGAGGAAGUCUGAAAAAUUAAAUAAAUAACUAGAAAGAUUGCGAUAUUUAUUUUUUACAAAAACUUCCAUAAUUGAAUGACCUGUAAGUAGUUUUUUGGUUGAGUCUGACACAUUCCUUUUUGUCUUCUCUGUUGUUUUUUUUUUUUUGGUUUACAGGGUACUCUUUCUCGUCUUAGGUCCCUGAGACUUGCUGUGUCCCAUCAUUACUACUACAAGAAGAUGGAUGAGUAUGGGAAAGACUUUGCCAUCAACGUAGUUCAGAGAGUGAAAAACGAGUCAGAACGGCUCAAGCAUCAACAUGGUGCAUCAAGUACACAAGGUCCCACUCCCUCGGCUUCUUCAUCUGUUGUUAUAACUCCAGAUAAAGGGAGGAAAAUAGUUUUUGACAAUUUUGAUUGCAAGCAACAUGUGCACAGCAUGACAGAGCACCACCAAAACAUUGACAUACACUGGGUAACACCCAUGGCAGUGGAAAACAGAGUUUCAGGGAACCACUUAUCCAGUGUGAAACCGUCACCUGAAAACCUACUGCAGAUAGAAAAUGGAGAAUUACAUAUCGUUGACUGA
This is a messenger RNA of Porites lobata, 1155 nucleotides long. The record is from the annotation of a GenBank genome assembly. NCBI's taxonomy places the organism in Eukaryota, Metazoa, Cnidaria, Anthozoa, Scleractinia, Poritidae.